Cygnus atratus (black swan) is the source of this 4598-nucleotide messenger RNA. RefSeq names its product KIAA0753 ortholog. The transcript has 17 exons. The record is from RefSeq and is a predicted model, not a curated record. Gene Ontology annotation, biological process: protein localization to centrosome; centriole replication. Gene Ontology annotation, cellular component: centriolar satellite. NCBI's taxonomy places the organism in Eukaryota, Metazoa, Chordata, Aves, Anseriformes, Anatidae. Bases 368 to 3058 code for a protein of 896 amino acids.
GCGCGGUCACACAAGCGUCGGGGCUCUCGGGUUGCGCGAAAACAGGAAAGAAAUACGCGGUCUGGGUUAAGGAGCAGAGGCGAAGUCCCUAAUUCAGUCGCUAAAGAAAGAAGCAACAGCGUUAGACGCUAGAUCCUCCUCGUUUUUCAAUUCUCGAAGUCAAAUGAAAGAGAUAAAAUUUUCUGAUCAUCUCUGCGCAUCACUUCUAUUUUGAAUCCUUUAUUGGUUCUCUGUUAUUCACAUCACACCCGGGAUUCCCUUUGAGAAGCAGAAAUGACAUAUAACUUGUCUAUAAUUACAGUUAUCCUCAUAGCUGUAAUAGUAAGCAAAAAAUAAAUAACUCAGUUUUCAGCAUCAAGUCAGUGUGAUGGGACCAAGCAAACCAUCUUUGUCUGGUGCUCCAUUUGCAUCCACUACCCAGCUAUACAGGAAUGAAGGAAAGACUUUACAAACUCAGCUCCAGUUUAACAGAAAUGUUCCUGCAGUUCCAGAGAACUUGGCUCUCAGAUUCUCUAACCCCUGUCCAAUUAUAAUAGAAAAACUGAAGUCAUCCAAGGAUCAGAGAAAUCUAUCUGGAAGUGACAACUCCAGCAUCAAAAGCUCUGGCAAGUUUUCAAUAAUAUCUGAAGAGAGACUAAAACUGGCCAUUCAGCUAGCCAAAAGGGACAUAAAACGAAAACAUCUUGAAGAGCAAGUGAAACAGAAAGUAUUAGGAGAUGCUGUCAAUAAAUCAUUGUUGACUCAGAAGUCACAGCAGCAGAAGAAUAAAGUGUUUGAAAGUCCAGAAAAGAAAAGUGUGCUGAAGUCUCAAACUGAGUUGAAAUAUCAAGGGAAACUUGGUCAGUCUUCCAGUGUGGAGACUACUGCUUCUGGUGCAAAAGUUUAUCUCUACACACCAAGUGAGGGAAAGCUAACACCAGCUGUUCUGGGCUCUUUACCUGCUCAUAACAUGAGACCAGACCCCAAGCCAAAUGUUAACAAAAAAGAAGAUAAAAGUAGGCAGGAAAUCCAACGGCUACAAAAGGAAUUGAGAAGUUGUAUCCAGAAAAUAGAAGAACUGAUUAAAAAAGAGAGAGAUGAAGAAAUUUUAAAUCGUGAUGAAGAGCAACAGGUUUGCACUCGAAGACAGAAACAAGCUUCACGGUCAGCUCGGAUGCUGUAUGUACUCCAGCAACAGGUAAAAGAAAUUCAGGAUGAUUUAGAGAAACUGAGUCCUCAUGAAAUCAAACACACUAAAAAGUCUCAAGCAGUAUCCAGAUUGGCAGCAGCACACAGAGGAGCUAUACGAGCCUUGCAGGCAUUUGCCAAUCAGUUUACUGAUCAAACAGAGCAACUUAUUCCUACCCACUACAAGGAACUGGGCAGUCUCAUUCGACAGCUGUCUCUUUGUUCUGCCAAACUAGAAGUGGAUUCUUCAGUUUCUGACAUUAUCAUAGAUAUUUUGCUGCAAAUUGAGGAUCUGGAUUCAUUGCUGGAAAAGAAACAAGCAGCCAGAAAAUCAAAGAAAUGUCUUACAGCAUCUCAGCACAAAUCUCCAGUGAACACUGAGACAUCUCCAGACAGAAAGCAACUGACAUCUCCAAAAGGAGAAAAAAAGUCUCUCAUCUUAAAGGAAAAACAUGGACAAGAACCUAGAAAAUUUCCAGCUUCCAGAGAUAAACAUCAACGUGUUACAAAUAUUUCAGCAGUUCAGAAGAUGAACAGUCAUGCUCAUAUAUUGCACAAUAAAUUCCAAGAAGAAAAUGAUCUACCUACUCCAGAGAGAAAUGCCGUUUUAAAAGGAAGUAUAGAUUCACGGUUGAGAUCUAGAGCUGUAAAAAAGGAUCUCAUCCUUGAAAGUGGCCCUUUGAAAAAGAAAGACGUGAUAUUACCUGCAAAAUCACAGGGAAUGCUUAAACCUCUAAAACCAAGGCAGGUACAGCCUCAGGGAAAGCAUGCCCAAUUUCAAGAGACAACUAUAGCUUUUCAGCUAAAAGAGAAUAAACGACUUGUUAAGGAGAGCAGAAUACCCUGGGUGCCUCCAAACCCUACAUCUCCACCUGCUUCACCGAAACGUGCUCACAGGAUAUCCAGGACUGCAAGUUCCAAGAAGCUCAUUCAUAAGCAUUCAGCUUUGCAGAAAGGGAAUACAGAAGAAAGAAGAGUAGGGUUCAUGGAAAAAGAAGCUCUCAGACUAGCAUGGCUUGAAGCAGGAACUUCAAGAAGAAUGAAGGUUCUAACUGACCUCAGCAAAGGAGAAAUGGAAAAAAUAAAAAAGUUAAGGUCACAAGGUGCUUCUCCAACCCAGUACGUAGACAAAGUUGAGAAAGCAGUACAGAAACGCAUAGAACCUCUGUUGGAUAGGGCACAGGUUGCAGCAAAUGCAGAUAUCCUGAGUGAGAAGGUAUUGGAUGAUCUUUUAGAAGAUACUGCUCAAGAACUCUGGAAUACGGAGCAGCAGAAGAAACUCCAGGCUGAGGAGUUCAUGGCUGACAGUCCUAGUCUAGAGACAAUGUUGCAAAGAAUGGAAGAAAUUGAAAGAUACCAGGCGGCUGUAUGCAGGAGAUUCACCCAGAUUGUGUAUAGUGAUUCAAAGUUCUGGGCCCAGGAAAUGGAUCAACAAAGUGCAUUAACAGCUAAAAUACCCACAUCUCCUCAUCCAAUUCACAUAACCAAAUUAACCCAGCACGUAGAGCCAGAAACAGACAUUUUAAUUGAAAAACUUUUUGAUGACAAUGACACUGAUGAAAACGAAGAAGCAAAGGAGAAAUUGCCGACUGGAAAUGAUAUUCUGGAUCCCUUGACUCAGAAUUCUCUACAGAAGGAGUGCUAUAUUUCUCUCCCUGUUACAAAGGAUAUGCUCCAGAGCAUCAAGGAUUAUAACAGCAGAUAUGAACAUCACCUAAAGCUCAUUUUUCAUGAGGCAGUAGGUGGUUUCAAUCCAUGGCAGAUUGCUGAGAGUCUUGCAGAAGAACUAACAGAAGAAGCCCUAUGUGAUGUGGCAGCAGAGCUGCAGGAUGUUUGUGAGGAUUAUGCAGAAGCUGUGUUCACGUCAGAAUUUUUGCAGCCAGCACAGUAAGUGCUUUCAAGUCUGCCCCAUUAUCAAAUGCAACAUCUGCCACAGUCUGUCUUACCAAAUGAUCUAAUUUUCUAUGUGUUUUUUGGUUGGUUGGUUGGUUGGUUUUUGACUGUGAGAUUCUGUUCGCCAAAUGAAUUAAGUCCAACAAGGAUUCAUGUCAGGUUCCUAUAAAACCACAGUCAUAAUGUUUUCCUUUUCAGACUCAUGCUGGGUUUAUCAGGACUGGUGUUUGUAUUUUUUUUUUGGCUAGUGUUUCAACAGAAUGAAGUAAACUGUUACAGGUGAAGCUUAUAUAUUUUGAUAGGUAUACUGAUCCAUUUGUAUACCUGUGAUUACUUCAUCCAUUUUUAUGUGUGAUCUGCUGAUGAGAAUAAAAUACUAUGAGGAGGCACUGAGUUCAAUCUGUGACACGGACUUAGCUGCACUGCGCCUCAGUUUUCUUUCAAUGGACAGAAUCUGACUUACCUAACCUCUCAAAGGAGUUAUGGGUUUUAGUUUAUUCUUGUCAGUAAAAUGUAUUGGAUAUAUCUGAUAGUUGUGUUGGAAAAAAUAUUCAUAAUUGAGCCCAGAUGGAAAAGUCAAGAGUAAAAGCUGUUGGGUUUGCUCUUUAGGACUUUUGGUAUCCUAUAAUAAAGAUGUUGUCUGACUACCAGUGAGUAUAUGUAGUAGGAUUAGUUCUUUUGGGGAUGUGGCAAUCUAAAGGAAGGAUUUUCUUCACACAGCAUUAAGUAGAUGUAAACUCUUUUCGGUGGCUGUGCACAGCCUGCUUGGGCUCUUGCAAUGAACUUCUGAAUUAAGUUCCGAAACUUCUCCUGGUUGUUUCAGUGUAUUGCUAAUACAUUAUACACUGGCAGAUCAAACCUUUCAAGAGAAGCACAUGAUGGAGAUUUUCUUUUUUUUUUUUUUUUUCUUAUAUUAGCCUAAAGUAUUAUCUAAAUCCAGCAUUUAGUGAUCCAGCCCCAUGGCCCUUAGUUUUCACUGUCUCAUUGAAAUCAAGAACAAAAUAAAUGAACCAUUGUCAUUUAUGCAAUAUUAAAUUAAUUUUUUAGUUUCAGAUAAUCAGUGUACUAGUUUGGGUUAUGUCUGGAGUUAGCGAUGAGUAAGAUUUAUAGUACUAUUUUGGGGAAAUAAGAGUUCAAUCCUGGAGCAAAAACCAACAUGUCAGUCUGUUUGCUUUGACAAAUUUAUUUUCUGAAAUAGUGUUCAACCUCUUAGAGAACAAUUUUAACCUUCUAAGAUUAUUUUUAUUUCCUCUCACUUGAGCAUAUAUUUUUAAAAUAACUAAUUUUGAGGCCUGUUUUACUGUUUUUGUUCACUUGAAAUUUACAUCAAAUGUAAUGAUGUAAAUGUUAUUGCUGAUGUGUCACUUUGCUGAUGUGUGAUUAAUUUAAAACACUACCUUUUUAUUUCUAAGAUUAUAGAGAGAAGCCUAUUUUUAAAACCAAAAUAGUAAAGAUGUAGUAUCUGUCUGUAUCUGCAUGUAUGCUUGUGAAAAUAUUGUCAAGUUAUUUUACUUUUUAAUAAACAACACUUGUUUCAU